AUGGGUAGUCAAGCUCACUCAAAAUUUGUCAUAGAGACAGAUAAUUUAUUUGAUGAAUGCGAAAGUUUCUCAAAAUUGCAUGCAGAAGAUUUAACAGAAUCUUUGGUAGAGGCAAAAUUAGAAUCUUUAGAGGAAGACUGGAAGACGAUUCGAACAUCCUAUGAGGCGAUAUAUAGUGCGGCAGAUUCCUUAAUAUCGCCCGAAUUUAAAGAGUUAUCACGAACUAGGUUUCGAGAAUGUAGAGAGAAAUAUCAGUUGACAAAAGCGAGUAUGAAUGACCUCUUAAAAGCUGCAAAGAGCCCACCUACAGUACAAACUGACCCAUAUCAUUCUUCUACAUUAGGUGGCUCAUCAUUUUAUCCAAUGAAUACUACAUUCGACUUAUCAGAAGUAGGGUUACGUGUUCCUGCUUGUGAUAUUAAGGUCUUUAAUGGUAGUUAUGAAGAGUGGCCAGCAUUUAGGGAUAUGUUUUCGGUUCUCUAUCAUACAAAUCCAAGAGUAUCGCAGGUUGAAAAGUUUUUCCACUUGCUAAACAAAACUUCGGGAGAUGCAUUGGCAAUUGUUCGAAAAUUCAGUUUGUCGGAACAGAACUACAUGCCAGCUUGGAACGCUUUAAAGUCGAGAUAUGAGAACAAAAAAUUUUUAGUAGAAAUUCAGAUGAAAACUCUAUUUAAUUUAGAGCCAGCCAAAUCAGAGAAUAGUGUCGAUAUUAACAGGAUAAGAACAACUAUAUGUGAUUGUUUAUCAAUGUUAAUAGGACAUGGUAUACGAGUGGACCAAUGGGAUCCAAUUUUGGUAUAUUUGUGCAGUACAAAAUUAUCUAUUCAAACCAUUACUGCUUGGGAAGAGUCUUUAGAAUCCGAUUCUGAUUUGCCAUCCUGGCAUCAAAUGGAUACUUUUUUAAAAAGUAGACACCGAGUAUUGGAAAGAAUAGAAAUGGCACGUGACCAAAUGUCGGCAAACGAAUCAAGUCACAAAGGUGAUCAAAAGCCUGGAACUAGUAAAAAUAUCAAAAAGAGAACAGACACAAAUAGUCAGAACUUAUGUGUAUUUUGCAACGAAAAUCAUUAUCUAAGAAAUUGUAGAAAAUUCUCUGAUUUAACUGUUAAGCAGCGAGUUGAUUUUGUAGAACAGAAUAAAAUAUGUACCAAUUGUCUUUCGCCUACUCAUUUAAAUCAGGAUUGCAGAAGUAUAUUUCGUUGUACACAAUGUAAAAAUAAGCAUCAUAGUUUAUUACAUGUGAACCAUAACAUAAAUAAUGAACUGGUUUCAAGGGCUAAUAGGCCAGUAAAUUCAUUUCAUACUGAAUAUACACAUCCUGUGAAGAGUAUGGAAACGGAAAAUAAUGGCCCGGAAAAGCAGUGUCCCUCUUGUAGUAAACAUGAUCAGAUAAAUGUCCAAACUCAUCUAUCGGUAAACGAUGAUAAUAUUCUAUUACCAACAGCCUUAGUACAAAUCAAUCACUUGGGUGAUAAGUUCAGUAUUAGAGCUCUGAUAGAUUCAGCUUCCAAAAGAUCGUUUCUAACUGAAAGAAUACGAAAUAGAUUAAAUUUAAAAACAGAACCUGCAGAUUUUGAAAUAUGUGGAUUAGGAGGUACUGUAGUAUCUAAUUCAAAGAAAAUUUGUAAUGUAACACUUUGCGCAGAGAAACAUAAUUUUAUACUUGAUACUCAAGCUAUAAUCGUUUCAAACUUAACAAGUUUGAUGCCGUCAACAACAAUUUCCAAUCCUAAUCUUGACGAGAUCAGUGAAUUGGAAUUGGCGGAUCCGAAAUUUUAUGUUUCUUCGCAGGUAGACAUGUUAUUAGGAAGUGAUAUAUUACCAUAUAUUUUACUCGAGGGGACUCGUCAACAUGUUUUAGGAAAUAUGGUAGCACAAAAUUCAGUAUACGGAUGGUUUGUAUAUGGCCCUUUCAAAAUAAACUCCCUUUCACUCGUUACAGUUGAUAUAAAUGAAAAAACUAGGGAAUCCAAUGAAAUUUGUGUUCAGCUUAGGAAGUUUUGGGAAACUGAAGAGAUAUUUAACAGUAGUGUCUUAUCAGAAGAAGAUAAAUUUUGUGAAAAACUAUUUGCAAAAACCACUUUUCGACGAAAAGAUGGAAGAUAUGUGGUAAAGUUACCAUUCAGAUCAGAGUUUCCAGAAAUAAUAAAUCUAUCUUCAUCUCGCUACCAAGCAAAGAAACAAUAUCUUCACAUGGAAGCCAAUUUAGCUAAAAAAUCAAAUCUUCUGGACAUUUAUAAUAAUAUAUUGAAGGAAUAUAUAGAUUUAGGUCAUAUGAAAAAAUGCAAUUCAACUGAAAUAGAAGAACAUGGAAAAUACUAUUCAUAUUAUUUGCCACAUCAUGCUGUGUUUAGACCUGAAAGUGCUUCAACAAAGGUUCGCGUGGUGUUUAAUGGUUCACGAAAAACACAAAGUUCAUAUUCGUUGAAUGAUAUCUUAUAUAGUGGACCAACCCUUCAGUCAGAUUUAAUGACUAUAAUUUUAAACUGGCGAAAAUAUGAAUAUGUAUUCAAUGGCGAUAUUGAAAAAAUGUAUCGUCAAAUAAUGAUUAAUGAAUCAGAUAGACCAUAUCAGAGGAUAUUGUUCCGCAAUGUCACUACAGGUAACAUAGAAGAUUAUGAAUUAACUACGGUAACUUUCGGCAUAAAUUGUGCUCCUUACUUAGCUAUUCGAACACUUCUACAAUUGGCUGACGAAUCUGAAACACUUAAUCCAUUAGCGUCAUUAAUAUUAAGAAAUGAGACUUAUGUGGAUGAUGUGCUAUCAGGAGGACAUACAUUGGAAUCAGCAAUAGAAUCUCAGAAACAGUUGUGCACCGCACUAAAUUCUGCAGGAUUUCCAUUGAGAAAAAUAACAGCCAAUCACCAUAGACUAUUAGAACAUAUUCCAAAGGAAAAUCUUUUAAAUGACGAUUUAUUGAAAUUUAAUGAUUCAAGCUCAACGAAGACUCUUGGUAUUUGUUGGAACGCUAUGAGUGAUACUUUCAAUUACAAAGUCGAAUCUAUUUCUCUAGGAAGUACAGUAACAAAAAGGCAAAUAUUAUCUUGCAUUGCAAAACUUUUUGAUCCGGCAGGAUGGCUAACGCCUAUAAUUAUUGAAGCUAAAAUGCUUCUUCAGAACUUAUGGCAAGAUGGUGUAGAGUGGGAUGAGAAUGUCAAUUCACAUAUAUUUCAAAAGUGGAAAUUGUUCAUUGACAAUUUUCAUCAUAUCGAUAGAAUUCAAAUUCCUCGUUGGGUGAAUUUUCAACCUGAAAAUUAUAUCCAGUUGCAUGGGUUUUGCGAUGCCUCAGAAAGGGCAUACUGUGCCGCAGUAUACCUUAGAUCGGAGAAUCCAAACCGAAGAAGCACACAUUUGCUAGUGGCUAAAAGCAAGGUAGCUCCGCUAAAAAAACUUAGUCUUCCGCGCUUGGAAUUGUGUGGCGCCUUACUUCUUUCCAAAUUAGUAAGGCAAUUGUUAUGUGAUAAUUUGUUCCCAAACACAUCUGUUUAUUUAUGGACAGACUCCACCAUUGUUCUUGCUUGGCUUCAAAAACAUCCAUCUACGUGGAAAACUUUUGUAGCCAAUAGAAUCUCCAAAAUUAUUGAAAAUGUCGUUGAUGCCACGUGGAGACACGUACCUACAUCUGAAAAUCCAGCCGAUCUUGGAACACGAGGAUGCAAGCCUCAAGAUCUAGUUAAUAAUCCAUUGUGGUGGCAUGGACCUCUUUGGCUUCUUAGCUCUCAAGAUCACUGGCCAAUGUUCUCUCAACUACUCCAAGACGCGCCAGACCAAAGAAAAAUAUGUCUAAUUGCUUGUUCCACAGAUCCAGCUCCAUCUUCGUCUUUUAAGAAUAAAGAGACUGUACUAAAACAACCUUCGAGAUCUCAGGUACCGUCAGCAAUAGCAGAAAGUGGAGAGGAACUUUCUAUUAUUAAUAGUUUCUCAAGAUAUCACCGAGCACUUCGCGUUAUAGCCUAUGUCUAUCGUUUCUACAAUUUAGCCUCAAAAAAGGUUACAACUUUUCCAGAAACUAUAACUCAGAACGAACUCAACAAUUCUAAAGUUGUUCUAAUACGACUGACGCAAAGGACAUAUUAUUUCUAUGAAUAUAACGACUUGUCCAACUCCAGAGCUAUUUCUAAGAAAAGCUCGUUAAUAACGCUGAACCCAUUUCUAGAUUCUAACGGCCUUCUACGAGUUAACGGUCGCUUAGUUAAUUCAUCUAUGAGCUAUGACGAAAGGUUUCCCAUAAUCAUUCCAUACAAAUCGAACUUAUGUGAAAUGAUUUUGAAAUUUAUUCACCAAAAUCUGAUGCAUGCUGACGUUUCUUUAAUGCUUAGUAUGGUUAGAUACCAAUUUUAUAUUCCAGCUCUAAAGAGAGCCGUUAAAAAAUGUAUAAAUAAGUGCUUAACUUGUGUUCGCUAUAAGCAAAGGGUACUAUCGCAAAUAAUGGCAGCUUUGCCAGCUGAGAGAACUACGUUCUCCUUACCGUUUACCUUUACAGGUGUAGACUUUGCUGGACCUUUUCAGAUAAAAGCUGGGCAUUUGCGAAAUUCACCCUAUAUGAAGGGAUACGCCUGCAUAUUCGUUUGCUUUGCUACACGAGCUAUACACCUAGAACCAUGUUCCAAUCUUUCAUCUGAGGCUUUUCUGGCUACAUUUGAUAGGUUUGUUGGAAGACGAGGUUUACCUAAGCGUCUGAUGUCAGACAACGGUACUAAUUUCGUAGGCGCUAGUAAAACAUUGCUUGCUGAAUAUGCAAUGUUUUUAGAACAAUCCUAUAGGGAUAUAGUUGAAAAAUAUGCUAUCCACGGCUUCGAGUGGAAAUUCAUCCCACCAAGUGCCCCACACAUGGGAGGCUUAUGGGAAGCUGGAGUUAAAAGCUUCAAGCUUCAUUUUAGAAAAGUUGUAGGAAACCAUAAAUUUAAUUUUGAAGAAUUCUCUACACUUUUAAUUAGGAUUGAAGGUGUUCUUAAUUCUCGUCCGUUGUCUCCAAUGACUGAGGAUCCUAAGGAUUUAGAAGUUUUAACUCCCGGACACUUUCUACGAGGUUCACCACUAAUGGCGCCACCAGAAAUGCCAAAUGAUGAUCUAAAUAUGUCACUACUGAAUCGAUGGGAAAAAUUGAAGGCCCUUCAUCAUCGAUUUGCUCAACGAUGGAAGACCGAAUACUUGCAAGAACUUCAUAAGCGCUACAAAUGGAGAUAUCCAAAGAAGGAGUUGAUUGUAGGAGAUUUCGUCAUUAUAAAGGAUGAACUACUUCCUCCUAGUGAUUGGCGGUUAGGUCGCAUUGAAACUAUAUAUCUCGGAUCUGAUAAACGAGUACGAGUGGCUGAUAUCCGAACGCAAUAUGGUUUGGUUACUCGGCCGAUAGUAAAACUCUGUUGGUUGCCAAUCUUGGAUAAGUAG
Lucilia sericata (common green bottle fly) is the source of this 5388-nucleotide messenger RNA. RefSeq lists its product as uncharacterized. The coding region runs from base 1 to 5388 and encodes 1795 amino acids. NCBI's taxonomy places the organism in Eukaryota, Metazoa, Arthropoda, Insecta, Diptera, Calliphoridae. The record is from RefSeq and is a predicted model, not a curated record. Gene Ontology annotation, biological process: DNA integration. Gene Ontology annotation, molecular function: nucleic acid binding. The transcript has a single exon.